Molecule: messenger RNA, 942 nt
Organism: Lactuca sativa (garden lettuce)
Lineage: Eukaryota; Viridiplantae; Streptophyta; Magnoliopsida; Asterales; Asteraceae
Source: RefSeq, a predicted model, not a curated record
GAAGGAUGCCAGGAAGUUGCCAUGGGAGGAUCGAUUGUUACACAAGAACUUGAAAGUUCGUAAAGAUGCCAACAUUGACUUAACCAACCUCUGCGACUCCAUCACCAAUCCUAAAGAUCCUCGCAUCCGUGAAUUGGUUUUGAUGUUACUGAUGUUGAGCAAAGUAGUGAAGUCUCACAAUCCAUGCCUGGAUUAGUUUUUAGCAGGGAAAAUUAUGCUCCUUUAGAGCCUCAUAUGGAAAGGCAUCCACUCGUGCCACCAUUUGGAGGUGUAAUUAAUGAAGCUUUAGAUAUCAUUACAUAUGGUUCUCCUGAUCAGCGAGAGGCUCCAGCAAAGGGAUUGAGACCAAAGGCUUUAAUGUCUGUUCAAAAUGUUAACAUCCAGUCACAAGCUUUGCUAAAUGUCAAGGACUCUAAUAAGGAUGAAAGACAGAGAAUUGUGUAUUGUAGGUUUAAAUUUGAAGAGUUGCAGUUGGAGCAGAUUAAGGAUCUUGAGGUUGCUAUAUAUUUAUAAUGACAUUGUUUUGGUUGUCUUUGAGAAAUUUAAAAAAGUAAUUAAAUGUCUUAAAACAUAAUGAUAUGAAGAAGUACUAUAAUACAUGCCUACAUCGAUCUUAAUCUUCAGGUAUGUACCUAUUCUAUUCUCUCUUUAAUGCAUCUUAAUUAGUAAACACUUGCGUGUAUUAAUUCUUUUCUUUUUAAAAACUGUUAAGACAUUGGGUACUGCCAGAAUAUUGACUGCAGUUGGCCCGGUUGGUCAAACAAAUUGGGGUGAUUCAAGAGGUCCAAUGUUGAUUCCAUCACAAGUUGAUGGCCAAUGGAAUGACAGAUUCAUGUUGUAUACUGAUUAAUUUAGAACGAAAAGAUUGUAUUAAGAGCUGAUUAAACUGUUGACUAGUAACAUGAAUUCGAAAGGGAAAUUUUUUUUGUUGUUGGGAUAAAA